GUGAGGUUGAGCACUAGGAGGAGGAGUUUACGAAGGAUUCUCGAAGCUAGCUUAGGUACAGCACUGUUUUUCUUGAUUUGAAUAGUGAUGUUUUAAAAUAAGACAAUAUUUUAUAUUAUAAGCGUUUCCAAAUAGCCAUUCAAAAUGAAUAAUUCCAAAAGGAGCGAGAGCGAGUGGCAAGGGCUGGUCAACGAGUAUUUGGUGUGUAAAAGGAAGCUGGAGAGUAAGAAGGAAGCCCUGCUGAUCCUGUCCAAGGAGCUGGACAGCUGCCAGCAGGAACGAGACCAGUACAAACUGAUGGCCAACCAGCUGAGGGAACGGCAUCAAUCUGUGAAGAAGGAGUACAGAGAGCUCAUUGAUGGGGACCCUUCUUUACCACCUGAAAAACGAAAUCAGGUUAAUCUUGCCCAGCUGUUGAGAGACUCCCGUGAACGCAGUAAACAACUGGUAGAAGAAAUAAAGGAUUUGAAGCAGAGGUUGGGAGAAGCUUAUGGGGAUAACAAGCUCCUCAGAAUGACCAUUGCCAAACAAAGGCUGGGUGAUGAUGAGGUGGGAGCUCGUCACUUUCCUGCACAUGAGCGUGAAGACCUUGUGCAGCAGCUAGAGAAAUCACGGGAACAAAAUGAGCAAUUGGAGCAAGACCUCCAAGCGUCAGUGGAUGAACUACAGGAUGUGAAAGCCGAGCGCUCGUUUUACCAGGAAAAAGCCAACAGACUGAACCUAGAGCUCAAUCAAGUUCUCGGAGGGCAUGAGAACCGCAUUAUUGAUGUUGACGCUCUGUGCAUGGAGAACAGAUAUUUACAUGAAAGAUUAAAGCAAGUGCAGGAAGAGGUUAACUUGCUCAAAACGAAUGUUGUCAAGUACAAGAAUGCCCUUGAACGAAGAAAGAAUUCCAAAACAAGCAGCAGAUGUAGUAGCAGUGCCCUCACUGGGGUUCUGUCUGCCAAACAAGUUCAGGAAUUGUUAUCCAAAGACAGUGGUUGCAGUUUGCCCGCCACCCCUCAGUCCAUAUCAGACCUGAAGUCCCUGGCUACUGCUCUCCUCGAGACAAUUCAUGAGAAAAAUAUGGUUUUACAACACCAGCGUCAAACUAACAAGAUUUUGGGCAAUCGUGUUGCAGAACUUGAGAAGAAGCUGAAAACAUUGGAAGUGUCUGGUUUGUGGAGUCUCCCAGGCCUGACAUACAACGUGUCAUUGGGAUUAGGGAGAGGAAGGGAUACCAUAACAUUGACUGAGCCAGCUCUCAGUGUGAGUCAGAGGCCCAGGUCCCCUCUGCUUCAGUUAAUGGAGCCACAGCUGAAGGCAAAGCCUUCUGAAGGUGAUAGUAUCGAAAACAGUGAACCAUCUGCAAGAGAGCAGAGCACAGCUGAUGAAGACCACCCUAAGAACUCCCAGAGUUCACAAGCAGGUCCAGAUGGUGACAUGCCGGUUUGUUCAGACAGCCCGGAGCACAACACAAGCAAUGUUCCAUCUUUGCCCCACUCACCGCUGGUGGAGGAGAUAUACAGGCGUGGGACUGAGAUAGUGAAGAUGACAGAGGAACUGGCAGCUGCAGAGUUAGAGUACAGUGACACUGAGAGCCCUACAAUGGUGGAGUGUUCAGUGGCAGCUGGAGCACAACUGGAACUGAAGUCACUGGAGCCAGAGUUUCCUCUGGACAGUCCAGCUGACUUCUUAGGUUCUGAGGGUGACCAUGUCACUGCAGCUGAUCUAGUAGAAGACAAAGAUGCUGACACAGCGAACACUGUCUCCAGCAGUGAGGUAGCCAGUAAUACCACAACUGAAUUGAACUCCAAAAUAUGCAGCCCCUUGCCCUCAAAAGAACUGCUUCAAAAUGAAUUAAGGGAAACUAAUGAAAACUAUUUUGCAGAGAAUGUUGCAUAGAUUCUUUUCGUUUUUGUGAGCCUGGUGGCUGAUAGUGAAGAUAAAUAAGGUAUUCCAUAAAGAGUUGUUCUUAAGACUGGAACUUGGGUUGAUUUUUUUUAUGGUUUUAGAAUGAAGUUCUAAUGAGUUUUGGGAAGAAAAAAAAAACUGAAACAUACAGGUUUCCGAUUUUUGUUGACAUUUGUCUUAAAGGUAAACAUUACAUGAGAAACACGGAACACCAAGACUGUUGAUCGUUAAAUGGUUUUUGAAAUUUGUGCAUUUUUAACUGUAAUAUUAAUUAUGAAGCUGUUUACAUAAACCGACAUUCAGAAGAUUCUUGAGGGCUUUUAUUCAGAGAGUAUGUUCGUUAAUUAUUUUGAAUAUAUUACAUUUAAAAGCAUGUUGAGGGUAAACACAGCAUAUGGUUCCUGUUGAUCUGCAUAUACUGCAGCUGCUGGACUUACUUGAAAUCAUGUGAGGAAACUUUUCUGUUAAAUCGAGGUAAUGCGGAUUCCCACAUUUCCCCUCCUGUUCAAAGGAUAUAAUCCCAAACCAGUUACAGUAAUGUAGUAAUUCACAUAACCUUCAGUAGCAAAUAACACUGAGCGAAAUAAAUGCAAAUCUAAAAAUUGAUUUAAGAAACAAAAGGUUUUGUGGCAACUGCUGAUUUAACGGAAAACCUUUUCUGAAAGUUACCUUGCAUUUUCAUGGUCUUUAUGCAUUUACAGUAGCAGUAAUGCAAAAACUGUAGGCUACUAAGAUUGGCUUUUAUAUGAACAGCUUUGUAGACUUGCCUGGAUUAAUGGCAGGUUCAUUACAGGUUUUAUUGUACAAUCACCCUUUUUUCAGGGGGUAAAGUAUAGUUUUGCUGGAAAUAAUUAUGUGACAGUCUUAAUUAGGUAUUUAUUAAAAUUUCAGCUAGAGCAGCUAAAGAUUAUAGCAUCAUUUAAAUUACAUCAGUUUUUUCAUUAAAUUCUAGUGUUAUUAUUCUGUAGUUGCUAGGUUUUUGUAGAUGUUUCAUACCAUUGAAUGAAACUGACAAUUAGUCAGUCUGCAUUUGUACAACACAAUAAUUUUUCCUUGAUAUUUAUUAACAGGACAUAGUAAGAAUUAUAUUUGAACUGAAUAAUGCUUUAUUUUUGGAUGUUUAGCAUUUUGCAAAGCUGGUUCAGUUUUUGUUGUGCUGUUUAUAAUAUCUUAAACAGUAUUGGGUUUAUUAGCUACAGUUCUUGAAAAUGCUAUACCUAUUGGAAACCAUAAUUGCACAUGUAUAAAUGAAGGAGGUGUUUGAGGAAUUUUUAAUCCAUUUUCAUUUGGGCUUUUAUUUCACAUACAGUACAACAGAGUAAGGUACAGGAUUGAAGCAUGUGUUAGUGCUCCAUUGGUCCAUUACAAAAUAAAAAACUACAAUAUGUCUACAGUGUACUAACUCUGGAUUUCAACCAAUAUACGUGGUCUAGGUUUUGAAUUGGAAGAAGAUAUGGGAAAUAUUUUUAUUUUGAUCAUAUUUUAGGUUCUCAUCUGUUUAUCUGUCACACUUACAUGUACCUGGAGAGCCACUUAUUCAGUCAUCAUGAAACUGUGUUGACAUUAUUUGGCCUCAGUUAUUGAUAAUAUCUGAUUCUGGGGAAAUAGGGGAUGUCUGGCCCAUACAUCCAUAAAUCGUUGUCAUGCAUUGUCUGCAUAUAUCUGGAGCACUGUUUAUGCAAUUGCCAUGAAACCAUAUAUUAACCUUAUUUAUCUUAAGUAUAACCUGUUCCGCAGUACAAAGGGCCGCCUUAUAAAGGGGGACCACUGUAUAUGCACUAUCGGUUUAGCUGUAACUCGUAACUGAGGCACUGUACCAGUUACUAACUUCUGUCUUUUGUCCAUUCAGCUUCAGAACAUCAUUGCUGUAUUUCUGCAUAACGUUAAAAUCUUGUUAUGAUUACUUGCAACUCUUAAAUACACUUCCUAACCAAACGUACGGAAGAAGUUAAAAAUAAAAAAUCAAAUCAAAGAUUGGACUUUGCCAUCUCAGGUAAUAAUUAUAUUGUUUUAAUGUCUUGAAAACUGGUUACUGCACAGUGAUGUUGUUGUUCAAAGUGUUUUAAUAUUUUUUCCACAAAUUGUAUUUUGCAUAGGUUGCAUUCUGUGUUAUGUAAUUGAGGCCUAGUUGUCUCUUUGUUACAUGAAAUAAAGGUCAUCAAUCAGG
Molecule: messenger RNA, 4060 nt
Organism: Polyodon spathula (Mississippi paddlefish)
Lineage: Eukaryota; Metazoa; Chordata; Actinopteri; Acipenseriformes; Polyodontidae
Product: coiled-coil domain-containing protein 149-like
Exons: 13
Coding region: 145-1884 (579 amino acids)
Source: RefSeq, a predicted model, not a curated record